Sus scrofa (pig) is the source of this 2108-nucleotide messenger RNA. The record is from RefSeq and is a predicted model, not a curated record. Lineage: Eukaryota; Metazoa; Chordata; Mammalia; Artiodactyla; Suidae.
UGCUGUGGCAGCUGCAGCUCUGAUUCGACCCCCUAGCCUGGGAAUUUCCAUAUGCUGCAGACGCAGCCCUAAAAAAAAAUAAGUUCAAAAAUUGCAACGAGGGCAGCAUAAAAUUAAGCUGUUAUCUGGGGUCCUUCUGUUGGUUACAACAUAAUGAGUGUCUCCUAUCUGGGUUCAAACAGUUCAAAACUAGCCCUCAAGUAACCCCUGCCAAAGUCGAAAGGUUUCGCUUGGGCGUUCUCUCUGAGUUUUCUGGAACAGGAAGCAAAGCCACUGUCUGCUUAGGGCCUCAUGAGCGCCUGCCAUGUGCUGACACAGGGUGAUUCAAUGCUGAAUGAGACCGUGACUUUCGAGGUCAAUGACAUCUAGGAAUGAAUAAUCAGAUCACAGAGAAAAGUCCAUGCUCCUCAGCAGGAGCCUGGAAAUGAUUACUCGCCAGGGAAAAUAGCAGAAGGCUCCCCAGAGGGAAUGGCCUCGAUCCGGACGAAGAGAAUGGAUUAUGGUUCAGGAGGCAAGGAAGGGGAGGAGGGGAAAGCAAAGCCAGAGCCGUCAGCGAGAGAGAAAAUUCACACGGAGCACCGAACACGCGAGUGGAGAUUACUACAAUCAAGGGGAGAUUCGUAAGAAAGAACUCCUGCAGAGCUGUGACGUGUUGGGGAUCCCAUCCUCCAGCGUAACAAUCAUUGACAACAGGGACUUCCCAGACAACCCGGCUGUGCGGUGGGACCCAGGGCGGGUGGCCGACGUCCUCCUCCGGCACAUAGAGCUGAACAGCAUCGACCUGGUGGUGACCUUCGACGCAGGCGGAGUGAGUGGUCACAGCAACCACGUGGCCCUGUAUGCGGCCGCCAGGACCCUGUGCGCAGAAGGGAAGCUCCCUAAAGGGUGCAAGGUGCUCGCACUGCAGUCUGUGAACCGGCUGCGGAAGUACAUCUCCCUGCUGGACCUGCCCUGCUCCCUGCUGCUCGCCCGCGAUGCCCUCUUCGUGCUCACCCGCCAGGAGGUGGCCCAGGCCCAGAAAGCCAUGUCCCGCCACCGCAGCCAGCUCCUCUGGUUCCGCCGCCUGUACGUGCUCUUCUCCAGGUACCUGAGGAUCAACUCCCUGCGCCGCCUCUGAGCCUGGGGGCCAGGGCUCGUCCGCAGCGGGCACGGCGCCCCUCCAGCCGGUCGGCCGGCCUCUGCCCAAAGGGAGGCUGUGCAGACCAGAGUGUCCCCCUCUGGGAGCAAAACCAAACAACCGCACACCAGCCAGCCUGAGGAUGACUCCAGGCACCCCGCUGCGUCUCAAGCUCUUGUGGGAAACAGCUCACCCAAGGGCACAGUGCAGUCAACCCCCACCCCAGCCCCCUGUCGUUACAAAAGAGCCUCGAGGCGCUGAAAUCCCUUCUCAGGUGCCGUGUAUUUUCAUGCUGUCACCAGACAGACACACGCACCGAGGACCAGUCUCCGCUGAAUUCGUCCAACCCUGGUUCCUGCACAGGCCACAUCUGCGUCUAGGGAAACGUCUCCGUUUAACAUCACUGCUGCAGGCCGGGCUGCCGAGGCCCAAUCACCAUGCCCAGCGCUUCCCAAGGAGACCGCGGUGCCCGGCCUGCCGGCAAGGAGCUUACAGUCAAAUGGCUCCCCGUGCGCCAUCCGGGAGAGGCAGGACACAGGAAGAGAAACCUGGAGCUUCUCUCUGCAGCCAAGAAUUAUGUCUUAAAAUCGUGCUACAAGCCCAAGUGCAGGGAGAGGAGAGGUCGGCUUGGGAGCCCAGGGCAGGAGGUGGCCCGGGGCAGGGAGCAGACGGGGACUCGGGGUGAGGCCAGACUACCAGCUCCGGGGCCUCGGCCCAGGGCUCAGGCCCUUUUCUGCCUCAGUUCCCUCACCUGCAAGAUGGGACGGCGAUGGCCCCUGCAGAGGAGACGAUGCCCAAAGGCGAUGCCACGAGUGUGGCCCUAAAAAGAAAAAAAGAAAAAGGAUUAUCAACAGCAGCUGCUUCCAGGUGGUGGGACUUGAGGCUCACUUCCUGCUCCUUUUGUCUUAAUCUACAUGCGGACCUUUUUUUUUUAAGUAAAUGAAGUAAAAGUCUAGGUGGAAAAAGAAAAUAAACUAACCUUUUAUUUGCA